CCUCAACUAUAAACAAAAUGCAUUAAAAAAAAAAAAACCCUUACUAGAGUAGGAAGUAGCCAGUCUUUACGACGACAUGAAGCGAUCACUAUUAUUUUCUCAUUUCCUUCUCAUCAUUCUCACCACACAAUCAAUAAUCUCCUUCAUAACUACCGCAGCCACCACCGAGGAUUUCAUUUACGACAUCGCUGGGAAAAAGGUCGACAAAAAUGCUCCCUACUACAUUGGUCCAGUGGACUGGGCUAAAGGAGGUGGAGUCAAGUUAACCAAGACCAAGUGUCCAGUCCAUGUCAUCCAGGACCCAAAAGAGGUCACCAAAGGCGACCCUUUCGAGUUCACACUCAAUGCUGCUAAAGAACAAUUUCUUCGCACAUCAUACCCUCUUGGUAUCUCUAUCAAGUCCGCGGGUAAAUGCAAAGAAACAUCAUUUCUAAAGAUAAAUGAUGUUCUGUCCAAACCACCCGCCAACUUUUUAGCAAGUGGAGGGCUCUUUAACACCGCUUUUUCAUGUUUUCAAGUUGUGAAGUUUCCGAAGCCAUCAAGUAGUAAUGCCAAAGUGCAAAGCUACUUGCUUCAACAUUGUCCAAAGGUUUGUGGUGCGGGUCCUAUUGGUUGCUUUAACAUUAGCACUUAUGUUGAUAAUGGCACCAAAUAUCUUGCAACUAUUGGCACUCCUUUCGAAUUUGUGUUCAAGAGGGCGUAGGAGUAACGUAGUUUAUAUAUAUAUAUAUAUAUAUAUAUAUACACACUAGGUAUUUUCACCCGCGCGAUGCGCGGCUUUUGUAUGAUUUUUUAAAACUUUCAAUAUUGGCAUCGAUAACCAACAAAAUUCGGUUUUGCUA
Molecule: messenger RNA, 842 nt
Organism: Erigeron canadensis
Lineage: Eukaryota; Viridiplantae; Streptophyta; Magnoliopsida; Asterales; Asteraceae
Product: kunitz trypsin inhibitor 5-like
Exons: 1
Coding region: 77-703 (208 amino acids)
Molecular function (GO): endopeptidase inhibitor activity
Source: RefSeq, a predicted model, not a curated record